GCGAGGUGGACGGUUGAGGAGAGUUGGAGAUAAAUACUGACUUCGACCCCGCCCAGGAUACGGGGUUUGAUCAACACGGGUUCACUGAACCUAUUCAGUCCUGUCCUGGCCUUCCUUCACGCAGCGCUCUUGCCAUAUCCACCGUAGCUCUCUCUCACAUUCAGCAAACAUAUCAAGAUGAAGACCUCCUCCGUCGCUGUCCUCUCUACCGCCCUGGCCGCCGCCUCCGCCGCCGCCGCCGCGUCCACCGAACCCGUGGCGUGGUGGGACCCAAUCCGCAACGUCACCUGCACCGGCAGCGCAGACGGCCACAUCACCUGCCAGGCGGGCGAGGUCGAGGCGCUGCUGAAGGUUGGUCACCCCACGGUCUAUAACACAAGAGCCUGCGCUUACGCCAACACCCUAUCCUUCCAUUCCGCACCACACAGCCCCACGACAAGCUCGACACCAACACCGCGACCCCCACCACCGCCCUCCACACCCUCCCCCUCGCCCAGGGAGGAGCGCAAGGAGCCCAAGAAGUCCACAAAGCCCAGGGCGCGCGACGAGCGGGCGGAGAGAAGAGCGCAGCGCAAGCCCUACAGACCCGCGCCGACGACGCAGCCGCGAUCACCUGCUCGGGCGACGGCCAGGCCCGCAGCCUGGGCUGCUUCACGAGCUGCUUGGCGCAGGGGUUCUGCGUCGCCGUGUGCGACGCCGAGAGCGUGUGCCGGUGCAGCUGCAAGGAUGGGGCGGUUGCCGGUGGGGUGGUGUGUUCGGCGGGGACUGCGGCGAAGUGUUGAUUCACACCGUCAUGUAGUGUUGGGGUUGGUUGGAUAGGAUGGUUUUGGGGUGUUGGCGGGGUUGAGUUUGGGGCGGAGGGUUGGGAGUCGAUGGAAGGGAAGGAAGAGGUGGAUGACAAUGGGGUUGGGAUGUUGACAGGACGGGAGGUUUGCAAUUUGCAUAGCGGGUAGUCUCCGCUGA
Messenger RNA from Thermothielavioides terrestris NRRL 8126, 963 nucleotides. RefSeq lists its product as uncharacterized. The record is from RefSeq and is a predicted model, not a curated record. Bases 178 to 819 code for a protein of 213 amino acids. The transcript has a single exon. NCBI's taxonomy places the organism in Eukaryota, Fungi, Ascomycota, Sordariomycetes, Sordariales, Chaetomiaceae.